AUGGCCGACUCGGACGUCCCCAUCGUCAUCGACAAUGGAACAGGAGUGAGCUCGGAUGGCCCCGCUCGAUCCCUAUGAACGCGCACCGAGUCGUGUCCCGUCUAUAACCCACAGUUUGUCAAAUGCGGUUAUGCGGGAUCGAGUCAGUCUCCCCAUCCCGGAUCGGCCAGUCGGUGACCCCACCCCUCCCCCCAGCUAACCAACACACGACCGAGCCUGUCCCUCCUCGCGCGCAGACUUCCCCUCGCACACGUUCCCAUCCUUGAUCGGUCGACCGAUCCUCCGUACCGAGGAACGCGGCUCGACCACCGAGACGGCCAACAUCACCGACAUCAUGGUCGGCGACGCCGCGUCCGAGUACCGCUCCUACCUCCAACUGACCCAACCGAUGGAACACGGCAUCGUGCGCAACUGGGACGACAUGAAACUCAUCUGGGACCAUGCCUUUUACAAGUUGCAGAUCGACCCGAGGGGGAAGAGUAUCCUGCUGACGGAUCCGCCGAUGAACCCGGUCAAGAACAGGGAAAAGAUGUGCGAGAUCAUGUUCGAUCACUACGGAUUCGACAAGGUCUACAUCUCCGUUCAGGCCGUUCUGACUUUGUAUGCCAAGGGUGAGUAUGGGACGUGCUCUGUUCGAUCAACGAACGCAUUGCUCUCGCUGACACCGAGCUAUGCUUUUUUGGCCGCAGGUCUCGACACGGGAGUCGUCGUCGACUCGGGGGACGGAGUGACCCACAUCGUCGCCGUCAUCCACGGCGCGAUCAGUCCCAACUGGAUGAAACGUCUCGACGUCGCCGGCCGAGACGUCACGCGCUACCUCAUCAAACUGUUGCUCAUGCGCGGGUACGCGUUCAACCGUACCGCCGACUUUGAGACCGUUCGACAGAUCAAGGAGAAGCUUUGUUAUACCAGGUGCGCGGGCGGGCCUGGGCUUUCGAUUAUUUCUCACCUCCAUGACUGAUGAUUCUAGCCACUCGUGUGUUUAGCUACGAUCUCGACCUUGACAAGCGGCUGUCGGACGACACGACGACGCUAAUCGAGAACUAUACCGUCGGUCCCUCCCCACGAUUCGAGUCCUUCAACUCGUUCCGAAACUCCGAACUGACUGACUCCUACCCUCGAAUCCUUUCCCCCAGCUCCCCGACGGUCGCGUCAUCAAAGUCGGUUCGGAGCGUUACGAAGCUCCGGAAUGCAUGUUCCAACCUCACCUCGUCGACGUCGAACAAGAAGGCGUCGCCGAAAUGCUCUACAACACCAUCCAAGCCGCACCGCUCGAUAACCGUGCCGACCUGUUCAAACAUAUCGUUCUUUCCGGCGGUUCGACCAUGUACCCUGGUUUGCCGAGUCGUUUGGGCAAGGAAUUGAAACAGUUGUAUUUGGCGAGAAAGUUGAUGGGUAACCCGGCGCGCUUGAAUGUAGGUCGUCCGAAUCCCCGUCGGGAACCAGAGUUCGGCGAAGGGGGCAACUGAGUUGGUGUGACUUUUUGACAGGACUUCCAAUUACGAAUCGAAGAUCCACCAGAACGUAAGCACUCUGUAUUCGUGGGAGGUGCUUCGUUGGCCAAGGAUUUGCACGAGAAGGACGUGUCGAACGUACGCUGGUAAGUUCAGUUCGGCUCACAUCUUUUUUCUCGGAUCGCGAGGUGGUUGCCGACGAGUGCUGAUCAUGACUGGUGAUGGCGAGGAAACAGGAUCUCCAAGGCCGAAUGGCAAGAAAAGGGGGUAAGGGCACUUGAUAAAUGGGUUGCGCAGUUGUAG
This is a messenger RNA of Microbotryum saponariae, 1757 nucleotides long. The record is from the annotation of a GenBank genome assembly. Lineage: Eukaryota; Fungi; Basidiomycota; Microbotryomycetes; Microbotryales; Microbotryaceae.